Podarcis lilfordi (Lilford's wall lizard) is the source of this 17243-nucleotide messenger RNA. NCBI's taxonomy places the organism in Eukaryota, Metazoa, Chordata, Lepidosauria, Squamata, Lacertidae. The record is from the annotation of a GenBank genome assembly.
AGCGCGUGCGCGCAGAGUUUCAAACCAGCGCAAGCUUCGGCGGGAGGAGCUCUUCUUGCGGCGCCUGCGCGGAGGCCACCCUCGUCUUCUCUUUGUUGGGCGUCGGGGGUUGGGCGCCAUUUUGCGCGGCGGCUGAGUGGAGGCGCUGAUUGGGUUUCGGGGACCGGUGGCGGAGCCAAUCAGAGCGGGACCCGAACCGGGGGAGCAAGGCACGGUGAGUGCGAGCAGCCAAUAUGGAGCCCCCGAGCGCCGGCCCAAGAGCCGGGAUUGGCGGGGCCGAGUGGCCAGUCAGAAGGCCGCGCGCGGGCUAAGGCUGGGCGAGCGCUGGGGCAGCGAGUGGACGUGGCCCGUUGGGCGCCCGGAUCGUGCGCUGAGGCGGGAUGGGGUAGCCGGGAGGGUCACCCUAAUGGGGAGAGGACGAGGAGGGAUAGUCGGUGCCGUUCCGUCCUUGGCGCGGUGCUCCCGGAGCCGCCGGAGAAACCUCUGGGAUGCCCUUUUGUGGCCCUCGCUGGGUUGGGGGUGAAGUUGCUGAGGAGGAAAGUGUGGGGAGCCCAGGGGAAGUCGCGUUAUGGGGGGUGGCUUUCCUGGAAGGGGAAAAGCGGCCUCCGGUUCUCCCUCCAAGCUGACACGGCUGUGCCCAGUGCGGGACUCGUCACCCUGCGUGUGGCUGCCUACCACGGCCCAACGAGGUCAGUUUUGCUCGGACGCUGAUCACGGCAACCAAAGGGCUCAAGGUCCCCUGCGAAGCCUUCCUGCCUGUUUCUGGGCCCAGCUCUGGCCUUUGUCAUAAAAAAGUACUCUUCGCUGAGACCCAGUACUGCAAGUGAUAGGGCCUUUCGCUACACAAAGGCAGGCAUCUCUCCCUUACUUGUCAUGCUAGAUUUCAGUAUCUGUUAAUAGCAUGUUUUCUUCUCUCAUAUUAGAAAUUUGGCCUCAAUUUUUUGUGUGAAUUUGAUGAGGUGAGGUGGCUUUGUGAUGUCCUUCCUACAGCAAAAAACAAAACUUCUGCAUUAAACUUCAUUUUAGCUGACAUGUUUGCAUUACAAAGGAGUAAUCUGUCGUCUGCCUGUUUGCAGUUCAAUUAUUUUUCCAUUGGGUUUUGUGAUAAUGAUUUCAUUAUUCUAUGAAUUAUGUAAGAAUGAAAUCUAGUAGAAAUCAAUGGAGUUUUCUAUACCUACAUGGAACAAAAUGCAUUAUAUGAUUUAGGGUUGAACUGUAAGUGAUGGGAGCUAUAUGUAUUCUCUGAUAUGUAUAUAAUUUCAGAAUUCUAGUUAAACUUGGAGAAGAGUUCUUUUAAAAAGCUGCUCAUGAGGAAAGCUAUUAACCAUAGCUGUAGGCAAUUGAUAGACAUUGCCAACGUGAUAUUCAGGCAAUGUUUUUCUUGCUUUUUUGCCUUCUAGAUGUAGUGCAGUAAUGUUAUCAAGCGUUUCUUGGUGGCCAUGUUUAUUGAUCUUUGUGUUGAUCUUAGAGAAUGUAAGAAUUGAAAUUUAAAAUGUAAUCCACCCUAAAUUGUGGCACUAGGUGGUUGCCAGGUACCCGAUCUAUCUUCAUAAGGUGAGAAAUCUGCAACAUUAUUCUGCGGGAAACAAAGAAAGAGGUGAAGACUUGGCAGUAAUAGGAAGCGUCACAUUCAUCCGACAUCUCAGCUGAUGUUGGCAUAUAUUUUGUAUCAACUUAGUUAUAUGGUUUAAUACAAUAUAUGCGCUUUCUGCACCUGCCAUCUUUUGGGGUCCUGCUCUCCAAAUUUUGUCCAAAUGAAUGCAUGUGCAGGGCACCCUUGCUCAUCAUCAGCUAUUCUGGAGAUCAUCUGGAUGAGGCAGAAGUGUCCCUCCAGGGAGCUUAGUUGCCAGCGAGGGAGUACCUCAGUGCACCCACCCAAACAGUUGACAGGCCAAAGCUACUGCUGGAAAUAGUGGAAAUACAAGCAGGGGCAGGGCUGAACUAACAUAGGAUUCAUUGGAUUAACUCAGUCUAGCAGGUGGCUCAACAACCUUCUCUCCCUUACCAGCAUGAGCAGUAGGGUUGUGGAUGCAGCAGAGGCUAGGCUGCUGCCUUAAGCCUGCUAUGCAGGUGUUUGGAUUGCUUCCUUAGCCAACUCCAAGAUUAAUCCUGAGGUGAUGUGAACACUUCAGAAAAACUGAAGUGUCACCCAAAUAAUACUAUCACACCUUUCUGAUCCUGCUGUUGCUUGUUGACAGUUUACUUUGCAGCUUGGCUCUGCUGGAGGUUGCUCUAGUAUCUGCUGCCAAUUGGUGAGUGUGAGUUUAAGCUUAGAGUAAAUUUAUGUCUUCUUAUUUCCAGCUUUCAGUUUCCAGUAGGUUAACAGCUGGGUUUGAUUGCCUGCCUUUGACAGUGGGUUUCUGCUAGCCCUGCUUGGGUUCCAGACAGCAGUAAUGCUGAGGGAGAAAGAAGUAAUAGGUAGAUCAGCAAGUAGGUAGUCAGGGAAGAAGGUACAGGAGACUCCAUAGUUGGAGUUGCUUCCAGGUUACUAUAGAAGCAGAAGCAGUAAGUCCAUUCUGACAUUAUUUGUGCAGUAUGGAACCCCCUGAAAGGUGACUCUUUACCCACUGCUAAUGUAUCAUCAGAAGACCCACAACACAUAAGCAGAAUAUACAGUGGACUCCUUCCCAGAUCAGUAUUGCCCCAAUUUUGGGAAGAGCUGCAGCAUAGAUUUCUGCUAUGUAGUCUUGUGCUUGUGUUACCUGUAGGACAGAAAAGCCCUGCUGCUGGUGCAGCUUCCACAGUUGAGUAGCACUGGAACACGGCUAGGAGAGCAUACAUUCCAUUCCCACCCCAAUCCCUAUUGCCUGAAACAUCGCUUCUGGCAAUCCUUGCUUCAAAUUCUCUGUCGUAUCAUCUUGGGUGCAAUUCUUGUUGAAAGCAUUAUUAAUAAUUGCAACAGGGCAUUUUGGAGAGAAAAUUACAGAGCUUGUUAUAAACUUUAUUACUUUGAACUACUUUAGAAUGCAGUCUGUCACCUGGUGUGGUGGUGGCUGUAUCUGAAUUUUCAGAUAGGAAAUUGUUGGAUAGGAGGUUGUUGGGUUAAGGCCAUGGAAAUAGAGUUUUGUGUUUUAAACUGUAAAUGUUGCUUAAUACUGCAGUUUCUACACAGUGUACCAUAAGAUCAGAAAACUCAAAUUGCCUACGGAAAACGUAUUAACCAAACACCAGAUGUUAUAUAGGGAGGGGUCCUGCCUGAUCUCAUCCGGGAGGAAGCACCACAGAAUUGGUUACAGCUCCUGGUGGAUAAGAUGUGUAUCUGAAUCAUUAGUGGGAAAGGCAUUAACAGUGAAUCUCUCAAAGACCUCCGUGACUGGUCAGGAAUAUAACAUAUUGGGGUUCUUAAGGUAUCCUUGUUCCAAGUUGUAAAGAGCCUUGUAAAUAAAUAAAAUUUGUUUGUUUGUUUGUUUGUUUGUUUAAUUAUGCCACACUUCAUCAGAAGACCACAGGAUAGUUUGCAACAUACAACACAAAUGUAGCAUAAUAUCUGCGGAGCAUAAACAUAAAAUUAAUUAUAUAAAUACAAUCCUAAUAAUUAGAGAUACACAGUACAGUCAUACUUCAAGUUGAAUGUGCUUCAGGUUGAGCGCCUUCGGGUUGCGCUCCGUGGCAACCUGGAAGUAACAGAGCACGUUACUUCCGGGUUUCACCGCAUGCGCGGACGCUCAAAAUGACGUCAUGCGCGGACGCGGCAAAACACGACCCGUGCCAUCGCGUCUUGCGUUCCAUUCGGGAUGCGAACGGGGCUCCGGAACAGAUCGCAUUCGCAUCCCGAGAUACCACUGUAAAUACAGAUUAUCUCAACAGCAGCAUAAAAGAAGAAGAACAGAGUAUCUAAUAUACAAAAACAGCACAAAAAUAUAUAAUGACAGGCUCUUGUAGUAUGCAGAUUGUAUGAAAUGUCCAGGCAACAACCUGGGUAUGCAGAAUCCAAAAUCUUUUACAGCCAAACUGUAUAGAAAACAAAAAUGAAACUUAACCAUUUAAGAAAGAUGACAGCUUGUCUUUCUGAAAUGCCCUUCGAUAGCCACAUUCACUAUUUGUAUUGGCUGCACAAGAGUUACCUCAAAUGUAUCGUGCUAAAGUUUAUUUAACACUGGGAUUAUUUGAAGGAAAGGAGGACUCUGCUCAGGUAUCCUAACACAUUUGUAGUUAUCAUAAGUGAAUUUAGAUCUUGAUCAUUGUUUGAAAUCUCUGCUUUUUAGGUUUCCAGUUGAGGACUGAAUAGAGGAUUGACACUACAAAAACAAUGGAGCAGUACACAGCAAACAGCAAUAGUUCAACAGAACAGAUUGUGGUGCAGGCUGGACAAAUUCAGCAACAGGUGUGGAAAAUUACUUGGGAUGGCUAACUCAUGCAUUUGGUUCUUAAAUUCUGCUUUAGAGGCCAACAAUAAUAGAUUCUUCAUUGCUAAUUAUUACUUUAUUCAGAGAUAUGUGUGUGUUUUCAAAAACUCCAUACCUGUUUUAAAUAUUAAGAAUAUGCAGCGCAAUAAAUAAUUGCAGGACGUUUUGUCUUUCAAACUUGUAUUUUUCCAGAUUGUUCCCACCCAGUACCCAAAGUGGUUCUAGUUUUCUCCAACAGUGUGUAAGCUGUUACUUUUAUGAAAUUUUAUUAUAGUCUACGGAAAAAUGAAUAGUUAGUGACUUAUGCAGUCUUAAGUGACAUCAGCAUCACUCAAUGAAAUCUUUGUUGACUUUUAUUUUUUUGUAUUAGGUAGGUGUUUUGGUCAUUUUUGUAAAGGUGUCAUUUGUGUAGUGCUGUAUUAAGAUGUCCUUCAACCCAACUCUAAGCUUUAAAACACAAUGUAGCAAUAUGUAGGUAAGGGAAUAGGUGCUGUUUUAGUAUGAAGUGGAAAAUAUAAUAGACUUUUACUUCCCUUUGUCUUACCUUGCUACCAUUUUCUUAUGUGUAUGUGCUUUUUUCUGAGAAAAGUCCUGACACCACAACGCUAAGGCUGCACUAAUUUAGGCUCCAUGCAGUGAGAAAGUAUUCAGAAUUAUUCUUGAGAGUAUAAAGACCUUCAGUGGGCUAUUUAUUGAUUUUGUGCUCCUCAUGAAACCUGCAGCUCAUUAUAAGGAACUUUGAAGAGCUUUUAUAUUUAUCCUGGGGGCAGCAGCAGUACAGUGUUGUUCUUUUUUCAGCCUGUGUCUCGGUUCGGUCCAAACACCGGAGGUGAACCAGAUAGCUCCCCUUCACAGGACUCCUUGUCCUUCUCCCUGCAGUAAGGCUAUUUCUUGUCUUGAACUCUUCCUUUCCUCCUGCAAAGUUUUAAGCUCUUCCUGUUCCUGUUCCCAGCAGCAGGGCGGUGUCACUGCUGUCCAGUUGCAGACUGAGGCCCAGGUGGCAUCUGCCUCAGGCCAGCAAGUCCAGACCCUCCAGGUAGUGGUGUCCUAUCUGUUGUGUUUAUGUGAGCACUGCAUGAAUCACCCCAUCACCUCAUGUUUGAUGCUGUGUUUGCACUGGGGCUUGAAAUAGGAACAGAAAAAUAGUGGCAGUUUACUUGCUCUGUAACCGGUUAUGGCUUAUGCUAACAGUAGAGAACAUUAGAGUUAACAUGGUUGGAACUGACCUUGCAGAUAAAAAUGCAUGCAGCAAGUCCAGAUCCAUGAAACGUCUACUUCGCAAAUACAAAGAUGAGUAACCCUUUCUUAUAGCCUCUCUUUGGGAAGGAAAAUCUAGAUGAAAUUACCGUAUUUUUCGCCCUAUAGGACGCACUUUUUCCCCUCCAAAAAUGAAGGGGAAAUCUGUGUGCGUCCUAUGGGGCGAAUGCAGGCUUUCGCUGAAGCGUGGAGAGCGAGAGGGGUCGGUGCGCACCGACCCCUCUUGCUCUCCAGGCUUCAGGAAGCUAUCAGCAAGCCGGAGGAGCCCGCGGAUAGCAGCCUGCUGCACGGAGCGCGCCGAAGCAGAGCACCCCGCGCUUCGGGCAGAUAUCCGCAGCCUAGGGAGCCCUGCGGGAGUUCCCGCAAGGCUCCCUAGGCUGCGGAUAGCAGCCUGCUGCCUGGAGCGCAGGACGCGCUGAAGCAGAGCGCCUCGCACUUCGGGCAGAUAUCCGCGGCUGGGAGGGGGGAAUAAUUUUUUCCCCCUUUAUUCCCCCCCCCCCGAAAACCUAGGUGCGUCCUAUGGGCCAGUGCGUCCAAUAGGACGAAAAAUACAGUAUACAUGUUGAGAGAGUGACAGAUUCCCCUCACCCAGUCCAUUGUUUGAAGAAGACACACUUUUUUAAAGAAAAUAAAAAAAAUCUUGCCUGACCAGUAUAGAUAAUGGAUUGUUUCUGUUCUAAUCAGAAAAUCUGUAAACUAGAUUUUUUAAAAAAAUUGAAACAAAUGACAUCCAUUGGAGGUAUUAUUUCAAACCCUGGUUUGUGCUCUGUGAAACUAUUAAUGUCAUUGUGAACAUCAUCUCAUUUGGUUAAAUAUGCCAGGAUUGCUGUGGAUGUUUUUAUUUCUUUUCUUGAAUGGUGUUGUUUGUUUCUAAUUUGGCUUGAAUUGACUUGGUUUUGUUUUGUUUUGUUUUGUUUUUGCUUGUUGGAGCAUUUGAAUUAGUAUUCAGUAAUUUAUUAUUCUGAGUGGUGAACUAAUUAAAACGGCUUGCUUGCAUUUGCUUGACUUCGCCUGGAUUAUAUAUUUUGUUCCUCUUCUGCUCUCCAAUCUGUCAUUCUAAGACUGCGGAAAACUUUAUUGUAGAAUUUGAGAAAGGUAGAGUUGACUUUUGUUGAUUUCUACAGCAGAUAUAUUUGUCAAUACACAUCUCACUUUAGCUUUCUUUUCUUCUGUUUUCGACUACUCUUUCAUUUCCUAAAUGAAAUGUAACUCUACAUGAACUAGUCCAAAGCCCAUUCAUUCAUAAGAACAUUUCUUGUGUCAGGAUAAUGGUCCAUAAAACUCUGGCUUUUCCCUCACAGCACAAGCUAACAAUUUAGGUUUCAAGGUAGCUCACAUAGUAAUCAAAGCUCCUAAAGGCAAAUUAGAGUACUAUAUGUGUCAUACUCCAUUCUCAUAAUUUCAAGGGACUACUUGGAACUGUUUGCCUAUUCACUACUGAGUUCAUGUAUUGCUGUUGGCAUAUACAACCUCAAACAACCUUGGACUCGGAUGCCUAGCAGAUCUCCUCCCCCUAUACAUACCCAUGAUCAGUUUGUUAAGAGUUUCCUGGUUAUAACACAAUCAGUGGAAUGCCACCUUUUGACAUCUAAAAGGCUGGCCUUCAGGUUGAGACAUCUUCCCACCUGCAGUCCAUGAGCUGGAAAGUAGUUAUAUUUAAAUACUUAUUGAAAACACACUUUUAUGCAGGCUUCCCCUGGAUUCUAAAGUUUACUGCCCUGUUUUGUUGAUAGGUGUAUUAAGCAAUCUAGUUAUUUAUUUUUAUGGUAAGUAGUAAUAUUUUGCUCUGGAUAUUUUAUUUAAACCUCUUGGGGUUCAUUUAUAUUAAAUGAUAUAAAAUAUUUCUUAGAAAUCAUAUAUCUAGUUUAUUAAUACUUAUUUACUAUGUGAGUUGCCUGGAGACCUCAGUGAUUAGGUAGUGUUUGUCUCUCCCCUGAGCUUCGGUUGCUUCAUGUUGCAAACUGCUACAUAAGAUGGGCAGAGGUGAAAACACUCUUGGUCUUCCUUUUUUCCAACAUGGCUGAGGGCAGAGCUACAUGUUACAGACCAUGUGGAGCUACUGCCAAAAACAGUGAAGUGAGAUCUGGCCUGUGAAAGCUAAUGUCAGCUUUCAUAAAUGUGGUGCCUUCAAGUUGUUUUCAUCUACAACUCGCAUCAUUGGGCUGGUGGGAGUUGUAGUCUACAGCAGUGUUUCCCAACCUUGGGCCUCCAGCUGUUUUGGGACUACAACUCCCAUCAUCCCUAGCUAGCAAGACCAGUGGUCAGUAAUGAUGGGAAUUGUAGUUCAAAAACAGCUGGAGGCCCAAGGUUGGGAAACACUGGUCUACAGCAUCCGUUGAACACUAGGUUGACAAAGGCUGCCUUGUGCUACAUUUGAUGUGCUGAGGGAUAUAUUGUUUAAUGAGUUAGUGAGAUAUGCAAACUUGAGUUCCUUACAGAGUUUCAGGUCUCUGGUUAUAUAGGCCAUUUGCUUUAUCUUUUAUCAGCAUAGGCAUUGGUGGUGAAUUAUUUCUUUCUCUUAGAUUUGAUGUAAUUGUGCAUUUAAGAAAUUCCCUGAACCAAACAUUUUAAAGUCAUCAGUGCUGGAAGUUUGAGCCUGAGGUGAUGCAUGAACAAAACUUCAUUACUGCUGUAUUUGGGGCCUUCUGCACAAUGCUUGAACGGUAGAUCAUAAUGCAAGAUGCAAGAGGCUUAUUGGACUUUUAUUUCAUUGUGGUUCUCCCUUUUGUCCAUUUCUUUAGGUCCAGGGCCAGCCACUGAUGGUACAAGUGAGUGGAGGCCAGCUGAUCACAUCAACUGGUCAGCCAAUCAUGGUACAGGCUGUACCUGGGAGUCAAGGUCAGACCAUUAUGCAAGUUCCAGUUUCAGGAUCACAAGGACUUCAGCAGGUCAGUAUGCCCAAAUCUAUGAGCUGUAAUAAAAGGCAGCAGUGGCUUUCUGGAUACCACAAGGAAGCUCACUAAGCGCAUUAACAAAGGCAGCCAUCACUUGCUGUUUGACCUCAUGAUCUGGUGAUCAGAUAUAUGAUGCUGCUGCUCACACAGGCCUAUUCUUCAUUGUCUUAGCUAGCAGCUAUUGGUAUUCUUGAUGUAUUAGUUUAAUUCCUUUUAAGAACCAUCUGUGCUGCUGGGGGCAAAUACAAUAUAGGAAUUAUGUGUCGUGUGAAGAAAUACUUCCUACAAAAAUAUGAUAUAUAAUAGAAAUUACAGGAAAUUGGCUUUAGAAGAGACCUUCACUUCUUAACAUAAUUUUAGCUGUGUUUCAUACAGUAGUAUUUGUGUAAAGUCACAGCAAUUUUUACCAGGUUUUGCAUUGUGAACAUUGCUCCUGAAUUGCACCUCUUCAUAGUAACAUCUCCAAUGUGCCUUGCUUUGCAGAAAUUAAUGGAUUUCAUAAAUUUUAGUUUCUUGCCAUAUAGAGGUGCAUUCAGAAGAAAUAUUUGUCUUGCUGUGCUGAAAUGAUGGGAAGGACCUUUACUGGUAGAAGCUUCCUAUGUUAAAAAUGAAUGUGAAAACUGAAUUAUAGAGAAGAAAAACUUUUCAAGUAUACGUAAAAGAUUUUCCACCUGCCUGGAAACUAAAUAACCCAGUUUAUGGUCUAACAGCAAAGACAGCAAUAGCUUAAGAAAGUAUUAGUGGAGAGAACCGCUGCCACUUGCCCUUGUAGUGUUUCACUCCUGGGAGAAUGAAAAGUUUUUUGUUUUGUUUUUUAGGCCUUCCUCUGAUCCAGCUGUAGAUUUUCUCUGGGUUGUUUCCACCACUAGGGUCCCAGUUUUUCAGUUCUAUAUUAGAGGAAGACAAAGAAGUUGCCACUUUUCUUUCAAGCUGGUUGCUUUAUCUACAAUACUGUCUUGUAUCAUAUGCAUGGUCGUGUUUGCUUAGGACUGAAAGGGAGAGAUUUUGUUGCUGAAAUGUGAUAACUGGCUCCUAGGAUUUUAAAGUAUUGUUCUAGCCUUGCUAUUUAAUAGUCCCAUUGUUACAGUCCUGAUGGGAUAUAGUAAGUGGCACAGACGAAUCUCCCAUCUUUGCUUUAUCAUUGAGCGGAAGUAAUUUCUGCCUCCAUUUUAAAGGUAUUAGUACCGGAUUUGGUUUUACAUGUUUUGAUUGUCUUAGCCUAAUAUAUACUGUCAAUGUUAAGUUUAGCUUUAUUAGAUUUAUCUGAUUAUUCUGUCCUGCUGAUUCUUCCUUUCACAGAUUCAGUUGGUCCAGCCUGGUCAGAUUCAGAUUCAGGGUGGUCAAGCAGUGCAAGUUCAGGGUCAGCAGGGCCAGACUCAGCAAAUCAUCAUCCAGCAGCCACAGACAGCAGUUACUGCUGGCCAGACACAGGUAACAUAAAAGAGGAAGAUUGCAGGGGGCACUGAGGGAAAUGAAACGAACAAGAAUGCUGAUCUUGGCACAUCUGAAUUGCAAUGUGAAGUUAGGAAGUCCCAAGGCAUUGUAGUUUUGCAUUGCUUAGUGUUUCAUCUCAUGGGAUGUUUUUAAUUUGCAGACACAGCCACAAAUUGCAGUUCAGGGACAACAAGUAGCCCAGACGGCAGAGGGACAGACAAUUGUCUAUCAACCCGUUAAUGCUGAUGGAACAAUUCUUCAACAAGGUAGGAAUUCUACAUGCCACAGUAUACUAUUUCACUUUCUUUUUUUAAAAAAAUUGACGGUUACCAGAGCAAGAUACAUACUGUUUGCUUUUUUAGUAGCCUUUAGGCACCAAAGUGAUGCCAUUAAAAUUGAUGAACGUUUUUAACCCUGUUUUGUAAGGAUCAUUGUACCAAGAACCUACAAUUCUAUGUUCAUAGUUACAACAUUUGUAUACUCAGGAAGGAGUGUGCAAUUAUGAAAGAGUGUGGGAUGUUUACCCCAUGGUGUCUGUUGUGUGGUUUCUGAAGUGAAACUCAAAAGUCCCAGUCUCCUGAAAUACCAAAAUAGGUUUUUUUCCCCUGAAUGCAUUUUAAAUAAAAGGACACAUUCUACUCAUGUAAAAACAUGCUGAUUCCUGGACCGUCCGCAAGCCGGAUUGAGAAGGCGAUUGGGCCGCAUCCGGGCCUUAGGUUGCCUACCCCUGGGCUAGGGCUUGCCGAUCAGAAGGUUCGAAUACCCGCCACAGGGUGAGCUCCCAUUGCCCGGUCCCAGCUCCUGCCAACUUAGCAGUUUGAAAGUACGCCCCAAAGUGCAAGUAGUACCACUCCCACGGGAAGGUAAACAGCGUUUCCAUGCGUUGCUCUGGUUUCGCCAGAAGCGGCUUAGUCAUGCUGGCCACAUGACCCGGAAAAACUGUCUGCGGACAAACGCUGGCUCCCUCGGCCUGUAAAGCGAGAUGAGUGCCGCAACCCCAGAGUCGUCUGCGAUUGGACUUAACUGUCAGGGGUCCUUUACCUUUUAGAUAAGUCCCAUUUCUCAGUUGUGGCUGAUAGUCCUUCAGAUGCCUAUCCUUCAUGAAUGAACAUGCAAUUCCCUUUUAAAGCCAUCCAAUCUAGACGCUGCUGCCUCUUGCGGUGAUGGUGUUAGUUCAGUUAUUUACCAAGGGGAAGUUAAAAUCUUCAUACUCCAUCUCUUGCAUUCUUAUCUGGGGGUGGGAAGGCAGAAGUCUUUAUUUUUGUGUUGUAUGAGGAGCACAUGGAUGUGGAUUAAUCUAUUAAUAUAUCUGGAAAAAAAAUCUCAUUUUUUCAAAUCCACAGGCAAAUUUCAGGGCAGAGUGAAUAAAAUCCGAAGUGGGACUAAUUAUGUUCCCUUCAUCUUUGUGUUUGUGUAUGUUUUUGUUUUUGUUCCUUAAAGUUACAGUCCCUGUUACAGGCAUGAUCACCAUCCCAGCAGCCAGUUUGGCUGGAGCACAAAUAGUUCAGACUGGCGCCAACACCAACACAACCAGCAGUGGACAAGGAACUGUAACUGUGACGCUGCCUGUUGCUGGAAAUGUGGUUAAUUCAGGUGGAAUGGUCAUGGUGCGUAUUGCCUUUUUCUAAUUACCCCAUUUCUUUGCUGAAUCUAAUGCACUGAAUCUGUAGAAUAAAUGAUUUAUUCCACUUGGCAGCCUUUUGCUUUGCUCAUAAUGGGAGCAGGGGUUUAUAGAUUUUAGGAAGUUAUAUUUGAUCUUUGGCUUUCUGUAAGGUAUAUUCAGGACUACACUGAAUUGAUUAUGGUGUGGAGAGAUGUAUUCAUUUUAACUAAUCUCUUUCCUUCCCUUGAUGCAGAUGGUACCUGGUGCUGGAUCAGUGCCAGCCAUCCAGAGAAUACCUUUGCCUGGAGCUGAGAUGCUUGAAGAGGAGCCGUUGUAUGUGAAUGCGAAACAGUACCAUAGGAUUUUGAAGAGGAGGCAAGCAAGAGCUAAGCUGGAAGCCGAAGGGAAAAUUCCAAAAGAGAGGAGGGUAAGGCUAUGAUCUAACGUUCAUGAGAGGCAGAGAAACAGUAACAUUUACUGUGUGUCCUUAAAAUUGCCUAUGUUCCUAUUAUAGAAAUUCCUCUCAUUUUCCUCUGCUUGGUUACAGUAGACUUCAAAUAUUUUAACCAUACUGGGUUCAAAGAACAUGCUUUCUGGACUUGGCCACCAGAAGCUUUCUUCCUUAUAUCACUGAAGCAGAAUUAGUCCUGGGUUCAUUUAGACAUAGUAUAAAUUAUUGAUUUGGAAAAUGUUGUUUGGCAGCUCACUGUUUAAAGGGCUAUCCUCCUAAAAAUUAAGGAGAACUACAUCUAGUCAAUGUGGAGAACAACUUUACACUUGCUGCAGCUGAUGGUUCCCUGAUAGCCCCAUCAACUUGAGGUAUGGGGACAUGGCACAGGCUGCCACAGCCAUGACUAUUUUAAAACUGAGAUAAAUUAUUUUAUUUAUAUUUACCAUAAUUUCAAUUAGAUUGAAAGUUUUAAUACAUGUUCUUAGAAGUUUGAGCAGGGGACUGGAGUGUUCUUUCCCCUCUUGGUUUCAUUUGGAGGCAAAGAAUAGACGGGGGGUGUUUGCUCUUUGACCUCAAGUCAUCAAAUCUUUGUUGUGGCAAAGUCCAGCUGAAACUAACAGAACAGGUUAGCUACAACUAAAGUUCCAUUGCUGGAGUGGGGCUUUUGUGUCUCGCUGCAUUUCCAUGUUGUAGAUUUGGAAGAGUUCUUUUGCAUUUUGCGCCUGCUUUCUGCUUGUAGUACAAAGUGGAUGAUCUAGUCACACACUUGUAUAUGGGGUCACUUACAUCCUUACAACUUUGUGAUUUUCUGUGCAGAAAUACCUGCAUGAGUCCCGACACCGUCAUGCCAUGGCAAGGAAGCGGGGGGAAGGUGGACGGUUUUUUUCACCGAAAGAAAAGGAUAGCCCCCACAUGCAGGUGAGCAAAACUUUCCUCUUUGUUUUAAUCAGAGUUUGCAUACAUAUGCUUCCAAUUUAUUUGCAGCCAGUUCCAAGAAAACCUCUGUGCAACAUCUCUAAUAACUUUGCUAAAAUUGCAGACCUAGUUUCAAAGUACUUGUGAUUCUUCCUGGUUCCCACUGAGGCUUUCAGAGAGAUCUCCCAACCCUGUUAAGUUACAAGUAACUUUGGGUGGUAUUCAAUGCUGUCCAUGCAAAAGCAGAACAGACUUCUGUUCCUGCAGUAAGCAGGGCUUCGCUACUCUCUCAUCCCCUCUGCACACCUUCACAGUCUGCUCUGGAGAUCUGUGGGACCAUCAAACAGAUUUUAUAAGGAGAAGAGAGGGUGGUGAAGGCCUGCUGAACAAGUGGAAAUCAGUUCAUGCAGUGUUGGAUUUUGCCCUCUGUGGAGAUGUGAUCCACUUUAGAAAAUACUCCUCUUAUGGUAAAGACUAGAAUUGAUCUGGGAUGGUUCAGCAUUUCAAGUUUUGGGGGCUAUACUUUCUGGGACAUAUAGCUGUGGGCACUGGUACAAUACCACUUAAUAAUCUGGCACACACAAAAUACUCUUAAUUUCUAAUAUACUCUUUAAAAAAAUAACAUAAUAAUGCUCUUGUACAAUACUAGUUGCAUCAUUAUACAGACAAGCUUGUGACCAACAAAACAUUGGUUUGAAGCUGUCGCUGAUAAGAUUCAACCCCAGUUUUAAAGAUGACAAGCUAAUCUGGUUUGUUUUAUAGAAUUGCUUUUACUUUUCACGGUAGGUGGGGAAGCAGUCUGACUGCUGCUUAUUAGCUACAUGGGCUGCAUCAUGGUUGAUCUGAAAUAUUCUGAUUCCCUUUGCUCCGGAUAGGCCAAAAUCUAUUAGGAGCUGUAUGACUGACAUGUUUCAAAAUGUAAACUGUACCACAAAACUCUUACUAGGUACUUCUUCUUUCAGAGAGACUCCUUUGGUAGUUCUGACACCCUCAGAAAUGCAGAGAAUGAUGACUCGAGAGAGAGCUUUUAACCUAACCUGUGCUGCGUUUGUCUAGAACUGUUUUACUUGUUUGAAUUGUAUGAUUAAACCUACCUUCAGUCCUUAUGGUGAAGAGCGGGUAAAAAAUAAUACAAACAAACCCACACUUUCCUCCACAUCUAGUUCAGUGCUAUAGCCACAGCACUAAACAGUUGGGUGUCUACCUUAAAGGGCAGGCUGUUGUUGUUUGUAUUUAAAUGCUAUUAUGAAGAGGCUGCAGGUUACAAAACUGUUCUUUCCCCCCUCCUCAUCUGUAUAGGAUCCUAGCCAGGCAAACGAAGAAGCAAUGACACAGAUGAUUAGAGUAUCCUAACAGCCAGCUAAAGAACAGAGCGUCUGGACUAAUAUCUUGUGUCUCUGGAACUGUUCCCUAUCCUACCUAUCAAACUUCUGAAUGGGAAAAUUUGCCAUAUGCACAGCCUGUUCUCGUUUUAAGAACAAAUGCCACACUCUCAGUGAGUGGUUUGUCUUAGACUUUUAACUGCAGUGGACUCAGCACAUGGAAACACCUAUGAACCCACCCAGUUCAGACCAGGGAGUUGAAAAGUCAGACUCAACAGAGCUUUAACAUCCUUGACAAUAAGUGUGGCACAGCUUGAAACUGCCACUGCCUCAGCAAUAACUAGCAGGUUGAAAUAGGGCUAGUUACACCAUUUGGAAGCCAAGGCUCUUGAACCACACAGGAAUGCUAAUAUUUGAAGCAGCCAGAGCUCAAUGUAGCCGCCUUGGUCCCCGCUGCUCCCCACAACCUCAGAUUUUAUAUUUUCUGGUAAUGCAUCUUUCCACUGCAGAAGCAUCUUCUGUAAUAGAACUCUUGACACGACACAGAAAGUUUUUCUCAGCGUACUGUCCUACAUAAACUGUCUCCAACUAUUUGUGACAGAAUUAAUCCAUUAUCACAAAGUAUUGGGAAGUUAGAAGACUUGGGGUAAUGCAUGCAUGUUCCAAUGGAUAGCAGAGAAAUUGUAUAGUGGCCCAGGGGACAGUCAUGGGUCGUUGGGGGAAGGGGGUGGGGAUAGAUCUUGGUAAUGUGUGUCAGUUAAAGUUCACUGACAUGCUGUUCCUGCAGGCUGAGAAAUGCACAUCUUCUGAAAUGCACAUACUGCCGCUGUCUUUGGUGCAGUUGUUUCUCCAAUAUCAGAGCAUUAGAUACGGUGUUGUGAGCAUUAGUCAGGAUGUGACACAUACUUUGCCCUAACCAAACCCUAUGUUGUUAACAUCCUCCUGUAGCUCAGAUUGCAUUGUCCAUGAGAAUUAACGUGAACAGUCCUCUCAAGUUUUUUAUUUAAUCAUCUCUGUAAAAUGGCACUUAAUUCUGUAACCUUCGUUUUCUGUUCUGAGGGACUUUUUCCUCAUUUUGAUUGUUUAUCAUUAUGUUUAUCAUUAUUGGAUUGUUAAUCAUUACGAGAAGUGACAAAAAAAGAAAUGGAGUUUCUUUCUGCCAAGCAUCACUUGCUACCUUUUUCACUUCUCCCAAGAUUUUCUUUCUUCCCUUAUUGCUACUUGCUUGGGCAAUGCCAUGAGGUCCAGCUAGCACUAUGUUAUGUUCUUUUAUAUUCACAGGCUUAUGUUUAAGCCUGCAUUGCUUACCGAGAUUGAGAGUGAAGGAGGAUUGGAGGAGGCUCGUCUCUGAAAGAUGGGAGACGAACUACAGUAGCAAGACUGAGGGGCUGCAUAAAAAAGAAGGUGCCUGGAAGUUGACUGUUAAGUUUUUAAGAGGGAUCUCAUGGCAUCAGAACAGGUGUCAUGAGGUGGCCCUCCCUAGUUAAAAAAAGUAGAACUCAUUCGUCACUUGAUUUGAAAUAGCUUGUAUAUGGGCACCUUCACAAGGCCCCCUUUUCAUGACAUAAAAAGAUAAUAAUUCAGGAGAGUGGAUUUGAGAGAAAAUAAUUGGUACUAGUAAAUCAGCAGAGAUUGCUUAUCCAGUGGACUAGAACAGUGCAGCUUUCAGAUUGGCUAACUUAAUUCCAACCAAUGAAAUGUUAAGACAACUGAUACGCAAGUGUGAUGUCAAACUCUAGAAUGCGUUUGGAGAAAACAACGUAAAGUGAGAUGUGGAGCAGAGUUUAAGCUAUUUAUCACCAUGCUGUACAUGGUGUUCCAGUGCUCUAACAUAAGUUAUUGUAAGCAAAGAUGUGCGCUUUUUUUGUAUCAACUGCACUUAUCCUUUUAAGCCUUUGUGCAGGUUGUGUGUUUCUAAACCUUUUUGUUUUUAAUCCCCACUAGCCUUUCUGUUUGCUUCUUUGCAUUUGCCAGCAUCCUGGGUGCCUUUGAUUACCAUUGUAGUUUUCUUCAGCAGGCUAGUUCCAUGUCAUCUAGUGUUUCUUUUCACUGGUUUUACAAUAAAAUAUCCAGUCUUAGUGAAGGAACAGUGAAUACUUUUUUUUAAUACUGUUUUUCAGUUGUAAAUAUCUAAAGCAUUGGUACGUUCUGAGAUGCUGAUAGACAUGGUGAGGAGGAAAUACUGUAUAGUCUGAAUUAAAGAUGUUUCUCCAUGUGUUUCCCUUUUCAGUUAUCAGUUUUAUCACUGCAGACUGGGAUGGUAAGGGAAUCAAGGUUCUCCUAAUUCUUUGUGUGUGUAAAAUCAUAAUAUGACAUUUGCAUCUUUAAAAAGACCAAGCCAUCGCUACCUUUUUCAACCUAAAAACAAAAACAAAAAAUGCUCUUUGAUACCUAUAUGUAGAUGGUGCAAACACCUUUUUAAUUUUUGGUCUAUAGUUAGGUUUUUCUGUAAUGGUGUAAAAUGUCCUGAUAGGAUCUAUUAUACCAAUGUCUUAGACUUCAUGUGUGUAGGUCAAACUUGUUUCAAAAUAUUUGUUAAUAUUAGGAGUCUCAAACUGCAACGUGUUGCAAAAUGUUCUGUUCCUGGAUAACUAAAAGCGGAAGUAAUGCCAAGUGCAAACUCUUAAUUGGAAAUUAAAAAUCAGGCUAUGAAAUAUUUAAUUGGGGAUAGACUUAAGGGAUAAAGCUGGAGUGGAGUGGGUUUGAAGAAAAUGUAAAUUCUUCUAUUGACCUAUAAAACACUGGAACAUUGAGCCCAUUUAAAGCGGUUUGAUACUUAAGGGUUGGCGUAGAAACCUCCAAGGCUAAACUUCUACAAAUAUUUUGCAUGUAAAAAAAAAUAAAUCAGUUUCUUGGGUUGUGAAUGGGGAUUGGAGUAUUGAUAUUUGUGAAACCGUAAGGCAAAGUUUGUACAUAGUUCAAAAGUUUAUAAUUUUUUAUGCUGCAUUUUGAAGUGUAUUUUGUCUUUAAUAGAUACAACUGUAAGUACUGUGUACACUAUUCAGCCAAUAAAAUGUUUAU